Molecule: messenger RNA, 1027 nt
Organism: Pleuronectes platessa (European plaice)
Lineage: Eukaryota; Metazoa; Chordata; Actinopteri; Pleuronectiformes; Pleuronectidae
Product: interleukin-15
Exons: 6
Coding region: 227-712 (161 amino acids)
Biological process (GO): positive regulation of cytokine production; positive regulation of tyrosine phosphorylation of STAT protein; positive regulation of immune response
Cellular component (GO): extracellular region
Molecular function (GO): cytokine receptor binding; cytokine activity
Source: RefSeq, a predicted model, not a curated record
GAUGGCGUUGGGCGUGUUUGAGUCGAGCUGAUCCUCGCAGCUCAGACCUGCAGCACACACCGCACACUCACACACUCACACACACUCACUCACACACACACUCACACACACACUCACUCAUGUGUUAGUGGAACCGGACUCAGGUCAAUGAGGCAGAGCAGCUUUAUAAACGCCAGUGAAAUGCAAACAUGUGAACCGUCGCUCCGCUGCACACAAGACCGACUUCAUGACGACGCUCCCGGUGAUCUGCGUCCAGCUCUCGUGCCCCGGAGACCAGCGAGCGAAAAGUGUCCAGUUCCAGUUUCACGGCUCUCAUCAGGUGUGGCUUUGGUUUCUAGUUCUCAGCUUCCUGAGUCUUUCUUCGUGGGCUGGUGCUGAUGCUGCACUUGCGGAUUUACGGAUGUGCGUGACUAAUCUAAAAAACACCAUUGAGAAAUCCGAUGCGAUGUUGUACUCUCCGUCCAUCGAUGACAUUGAAGAGAACUGUGAAAAUGUGUCGCUCAAAUGUUACAUGUUGGAGUUGAUAAUGGUCCUCAAUGAAGAAGAGGUGAACGACGGUAAUGCAGGUUGCAUCCUUGCGUUCAAUGAACGUCUCGAUUUCCACCCUGGCGGCUGUCCACCAUGUGAAGCCUACUCGCUUCAAAAUAUCACAAUAUUCCUGGAUCGACUAAAUACCUUGUUGGAAAAAGGGACGGCACGGGGGAAUCAGUAAUAUGGUGCAAGUACUAUAAGCUGCAUAUGUGUAUUUGUAUAUAUUGUGUUUUAUAUGAGAAUUGUGUGUUUUUGUUUUGCAUUACGUGUGUGAAAUGUAUGUGAAAACCGUUUGAAUGUAAAGAGCGACAGAGCUGCACUGCAGGUUUUUUUGUACAGAUGAAGUCCUUCCAUCAGUAGCAUGCAGUAGCAGAUUAUAAUGUAUAUAUACAGAAGCUCAUCGCUCAACACUACUGAAUGUAAUAAUAUACAGGAUCCGCCCAAGGAACUCCAAAUCUCCAAUAUCUGUUUACUCAAGUAAAUACUAUCCUACCUU